Messenger RNA from Colius striatus (speckled mousebird), 3243 nucleotides. It is a transcript of the gene PLAU, whose product is annotated as plasminogen activator, urokinase. Lineage: Eukaryota; Metazoa; Chordata; Aves; Coliiformes; Coliidae. Gene Ontology annotation, molecular function: serine-type endopeptidase activity. The record is from RefSeq and is a predicted model, not a curated record. The coding region runs from base 75 to 1397 and encodes 440 amino acids. Gene Ontology annotation, biological process: regulation of cell adhesion mediated by integrin; plasminogen activation. The transcript has 12 exons.
GAUGCCACCGCAGCAAUAAGUCCGGCGGAACGCCGUGCUCGAUCCCGAAACGAAAAGCCCCGGGAGCCGGCGCGAUGCGAGUCAAAACAAUACGGAUAGAAGAGGAACAAAGUGAGAAGUUAACUAAGAACAUGAAGUUACUCAUCUUCCUCACAGUAAUCCUGGGCACACUUGUCACAGGACUAGAUUCUGCUUUCAGCAAGCACUACAAGCUGCCCUAUAAACACAGAUCAGGUCACAAAGACUGCCAUUGUUUGAAUGGAGGAACCUGCAUUGCCUAUUACUUCUUUAGUGGAAUUAGUCGUUGCGUAUGCCCAGAAGGACACACUGGGAUUCACUGUGAACUAGACACUGACAGCAAAUGCUAUACUGAGAAUGGUGAGGACUACAGAGGAAUGGCAACAGAAGAGGACUGUCUGCCAUGGGAUCUCCCCUCGGUAGUCAGGAGGAGUCAGUACCAUGCCCACUUGAAGAAUGCUCUGCAGCUCGGGCUGGGCAAACACAGCUACUGCAGAAAUCCAAAUGGAAGGAACAGGCCCUGGUGCUAUACCAAAAGGGGAUUCUCCAUUCAAGAAACACCCUGCAACAUAGAGAAGUGUGGGCGUGCAUGUGGUCAAAGGAGCAUCAGCAAGUACUUCAAGAUCGUUGGUGGAAGCCAAGCAGAGGUUGAGUCUCAGCCUUGGGUAGCUGGCAUCUUCCAAAACAUAAGGGGUGUUGACCAGUUUCUGUGUGGUGGCAGCCUCAUCGACCCUUGCUGGGUGCUUACAGCAGCACACUGUUUUCAUAACCCGCCAAAGAAACCACAAAACAAAUCCAUCUACAAAGUCUUCCUUGGAAAGUCCGUGCUGAAUGUUACUGACAGUAAGGAACAAGUAUUCAUGGUGGAUGACAUCAUCUCUCACCCUGACUUUACAGAUGACACUGGUGGCAAUGAGAAUGACAUUGCUCUGAUGAGGAUAAGAACAGCUUCUGGACAGUGUGCAGUAGAAUCCAAGUAUGUCAGAACAGUGUGUUUGCCAGAGAAGAACCUUUAUUUACAAGACCAUACCCGAUGUGAGAUAGCUGGCUAUGGAAAAAAGGAUUUUUAUGACAUCUUCUACGCUCAAAGACUGAUGUCAGCCACUGUGAACUUAAUACCACAGACAAAGUGCAAAUAUGAAUACUAUGACAGUAUCAGAGUUACUGACAACAUGGUCUGUGCUGGAGAUCCCACAUGGAUGACUGAUGCAUGCAAGGGAGACUCUGGUGGCCCCAUGAUCUGUGAGCACAAUGGCAGGAUGAUACUUUAUGGAAUUGUCAGCUGGGGAGACGGCUGUGCAAAGGAAAACAAGCCUGGUGUUUACACAAGAGUUACUCGAUACCUUAACUGGAUUGACUCCAAUAUGAAUGCGGUGUGACUGCUUCCCUUCUCCCACAGAUCUGCCCAGGUAUGAUUUGUCAGGAGGAAGGAGAACUGCCAACCGUGUGAAUGUGCUGUGAGUAACCCAUCGACAUCCCAGUCUUGUACAGGAACAGCAAGCACCACUUAAACAAAAAAUGAUCACCAACUAUACUGGAUUGUCAACUGUUUGGCAAUGCAAUUUGUGGUUGUGAUCUGCAAACAGAAAUUUAUUAGCAGAGAUUCCCACUGCAUGUGGCAGAGUGAUUUGGCAAAAGCAUGCUGUUUGUGGACUGCUGGUUAAAAUUUGCACAGGGAGUUGCAUUCUUUCUAGAAAAUGAAUUGAAGAUCUCCAGUGAGAGACUGUGAGACGGGAAACUCUGCAAGAAGAGAAGAAAGCACCUCUUCACUGCUUUUCUGGACAGUAACUACCAGGACAGCCUGAUUAGUCUCGGCAGACAACAUUUUGCACAUAAAGUAAGCAACAUCAAUACAGUUCUAGACAAUAAUAUACUAUGUUUGAAUCAUUUCUUUUGGGAUGCUAUAGCCUUUUCCCUUCAGCAUUUAUUUCAUUUAAACAUUCAUCAAAGUAGUAAAGUCAAUAGAUUUCUGACAGGGACAGAAUACAAACGCCCUCAGGGCUAUGGAAUGUUAUUAUCGUUGUAAUGAACAGCACAUUUGUCAUCAACUUCUACGGCCUUUUUCUACAAAUAAAGCAAAUGCAAUUUAAAUUGCAGCUUAUUCCCGUUGUUAUAAAUACAAAUGAGAAUGAAAAAAGAGCAAUAAACAAAAUUUGCAUUGAGAUCUCAUCUUGAAAACUGAAAGCUCUGGAGAAAGUAUGAAUCAAGAGAGAGUCUUGAGAGCAGAGGAAAUUCAGGUGCUGUUUUAAGUGUGCAGUCUUAUGUAUUCUUCAGUUAUGUUUCAUCAACUGCCCCAACAAAAAUGAAAUCUUUAAACAAACUUAUAGUGUACAUAUGUCUCUGCUUUGGCUGCUAUAAUACUUCAUAUACCCUCUUUCAACGUGCUCUGCAUGACUUUUCCCCCACAACUACAAUAUCAUCUGGCUGGCUCAUUAUCAGAGCCUGGGAGAAAGAAUGGCAGAAGGUGAGAGCACUGUUUUUGCAAAACUUCCUCUUCCUGCAACAGAACCAGAGGAAACAUUUUCUUUCCCUCCUUACAGAGAGUGAGCAGAGGAUGACCCAGGUUGUGGUGCUGCGAGGUUGGAGAGAAAAAGCCUUGAGAACUGGGCACAGAGCUUGACAAAAAACAACUGCAGAAUUGAAAGAUAAAUACUAGAGAGAGAAUAUUCGAUAUCUGGUAGGUACUAACAUACGUGCAAGACAAAUGUUGAUCUCAUAAAUCUGCUAUUACUUAAGCACAUCUGUCCUUGGUUUCAAGUAUGUGGCAGGCAACAGAAAGGAGUGGAAUGGGAGUCCAAUAAGCAUUUAAAAACACCUGCAAGGUGAUCAACAGCUAAAGAGAAGAGAUCAUACUCUCAGAACUAAGAGGAACUCCAGUCUCUACUUAUCUUCGAUACUUCCACAGAAUAAAUACAUUAAGUAAUAAAGAUAAAGCAGAAUCUGAUGUGUCCAGAGGAGAGGAAGAUUGUUUAACCUGUCAGCUCUUAAUCGGAAGUGAUACAUCCUGAAUGGAUAGACCACUUUACCCCAUAUGGCUGAAGCUUUCUUCACAGACAUGAAAUUGAAAUGUGACUCAAAGCCCUUAAAAAUAAAAUCUGCUUUAAAUAAACUAAGUUAUGGUGAAACAUGAUAUGUAGUCACCUAUUUGUUGCAUAUGUUACACCACUUCCAGUGGAAUUGUAUGUGUGGGACGAUUUUGUUCGUGCAUGUUGAAACCUGAACUAA